Messenger RNA from Daphnia magna, 1602 nucleotides. RefSeq names its product polyadenylate-binding protein-interacting protein 1 (gene Paip1). The transcript has 8 exons. NCBI's taxonomy places the organism in Eukaryota, Metazoa, Arthropoda, Branchiopoda, Diplostraca, Daphniidae. Gene Ontology annotation, molecular function: translation activator activity; RNA binding; protein binding. Gene Ontology annotation, biological process: regulation of translational initiation. The coding region runs from base 211 to 1479 and encodes 422 amino acids. The record is from RefSeq and is a predicted model, not a curated record.
CGCAGAUUCUCAUUUCUGACAACAAGUACGAAGUAGUCUGCUUUUCAACCUGCGUGUUCGUUUUCUUGGUCACUGUCGUUUACCUGACUAGUGUCUUCAACAAAGAAGACGAAGUUCGGUAGUAAGCAAUUAUUUUUCUAGGACCAUCUCACAACAGCUAAGAGCAUCAAGUUCAUCACUGCUGUCUAGAUUUGAUCCUCAACCACCAACAUGGAUCCCCUUUCCCCCACAAAAUGUGAUUCUGGGACUGGGCCAAGUCCAGCUGAAACAAGUGAUCAGUCUCCUCAUCAGCAGAAUCCAGUUGUGGAGCAAUCCUCCCAGCAACAGGCAGGAGAUGGUGUAAAUGGCAAGAGUUUGAUUACAGAUUCUCUAUCCACCUUAUCAAUCAGUGCUGAACCCUUCAGAAGCAUUUCAUCUGAUCGUCCAGCAGCCACCCAGUUGUCUGUAGAAGCAAAAGAAUUUGUUCCAAAAAUAGUCCUUGCUACAUCCAACACUGAGAGCUAUCCACCAUAUGUGGAAGCAGAAUAUCAUGAACAGGUAGACAUGAUGGCAGAUUUUGAAAGGAGUGAUCCAUUAUUGGAUUAUGCCUUCCAAGUGUUAUAUGAAAUAACAUAUAGCCCUGGUCAAUUUACAAAUUUGUGUGAUCAGCUUGUGACCAACUUGAAUAGUUGGCCAGCUUUGGAUGAAAGUAUGCUGCAGAUAUUGGUGGAUGAAAUUGUAGCUCUAGCCAUUCGUGAACCCAAUUUCCGGUAUAAUGGCGCAAGACUGUGUGAUGCCAUUACUCGAGGACUCCGCGUCUCCGGCCCUCUCGAUUUUCGAUCAACGUUGUUUAACAGCUGUCAAGCUAUCCACGCUGAUCGAAAAAACCUGAUGCACAGUGAUGCAGAGUAUUUAAGGGGAUUCGCAUUAUUUAUGAGCGAGCUCUUUGUACACAUGCACAAGAAAGAUUCUUCUUGCAGAUUCGGUAUUUUAGCAGCAGCAGUACGUGAGUUGCUGUUGACUCUUCUAGAACAACCGACGCCUGGCAAUGUCAAGUGUCUUUGUCAGAUUCUGAAGUUGUCUGGCUCUUAUAUUGAAGACGAUGAUCGUGAAACUAAUCAAGGAAAAACUCCCGAAAUGGACCAGCUGAUGACGAAGAUUGAAACUGUCGGGCGAACACUCGAAAUGCAAAUGCAUAUAAAAGACCUACUUCUGAACAUGAUUGAACUGAGAACAACUGAUUGGGGACGAGCACCCACUUCCCCAGUAGUUCGGGAAAGUCACGCGGUGAGUAGUCAGCCCUCUAAUCCGCAAAUGGGGGUAUAUUAUGGACCUGACGGUCAAGCUCUAACGGUUGAGGAGACGGAGUUUCUUAACCAAGGAAUUAAUCGCCCUGAAGAUGAAGAAUACGAGUAUCCGUACGAAGAAGACACUGGGAUGGAUGAUGAGAUGGUUGAAGCUUUUGAAAAAUUCCUCAUGAUGCAGGACGCGUUGAAAUAGAUUGCGACAGGGUACUCGUCAUAUUUUAAGGACCAUUUCGAAUGUGUAAUUAUUUUGUUUCUUACAUCUUUGCUGAUACAUCAAAGUAGGGAGAUAAAUAAAGAUGAAUAUCCCCACCCACAA